AUGAAUCCUCUAACUGCUGGCUUCCCAAGCCACUUUCCCGACACAAGCGGCAGGCCUAUAUACUUAGGGACGUCAUCAAAUUGGUCAUUUGGGCGGAGAGUGCUUGCGAUGACCUAUGAGGGAGUUAUGCGGGCUCCUCUCCCUCCAGACAACUUACUAUUCGAGGGCAAAUCGUACGAUCUGGGAUGGGACGGAAGGAGGAAUCAGUCACCUGAAGCUCCAUCUGAGGUUCCUGCCCUUCCAUCGGCAGAUUUUGCAAUGUACCUCAUCAACGCCGUCAAGUUCCACUGCGGCCAACUCUUCCAUCUUUUCGAGGAAGAUAAGUUUAUGCAACAAUUUUCCCACUACCACGAAAAUCCGACCCAAGAGUCAUCUAGCCUUUGGUUCAUCCACUACCUUCUGAUUCUUGCCUUCGGGAAGGCAUUUGUGGUACAAAACAGCAAAGGUCGCAAGCCUCCAGGAGCCGAGCUUUUCGUCUAUGCUAUGAAGCUUAUGCCAGAUCUUGCAUUCUACAGUGCUGAUCCGGCCGAAGCUAUACAAGUCUUAUGCUGUGCCGCUCUUUAUUUGCAGUGCCUCGAUUUCCGUGGGGCCGCUUACCGCAUCAUCGGUCAAGCUCUCCGCAUGGCCUUGGAAAAUGGCAUGCAUACAGAAAUGCGCAGUCAACAAGUUGAUAGUAGCUUGCCGCAACGGUGUCGCAAAGUCUGGUGGACAAUCUAUAUCCUUGAUCGUCAGAUGUCCUCCCUCAUGGGUGUGCCCAUGGGAAUUGCAGACGAAUCGAUAUCCGCAGAGCUACCCACCUUUCCCGAUCAACCUCAAAGGGCAACGGGGAUGAGUAUUCAGAUAAAGCUCUCGAAAGUAUUAGCGCAAAUACUCAACACUGUUUACGGAGCCGAGGGGCGACUAGAUAAACGCUUCCUAACGAUCACCAAAGACGCAUUGAAGAGCGUUGCAAAUGUUACCGACCAGUUGAACAACUCCUUCGAAAUCCUGGGAACUGGCUCAAAGACUAGCAUUUCAAGGCUCUCUGCAUACUUGCACCUCUUGUAUCAUCAAUGUAUUGUGCUUACCACGAGACCGAUACUAUACACGCUUCUUCAAUCGAAGCUCCGGCAAUCGAAUAUAAAUCUCGCCGAACUACUUCAAUCUGGAAGUGUCAGAACUCUGUUACAGAUGUGUAUUGAGUCUGCUCAGCAGAUGAUCACGAUUCUCUCCGCUCUACAAGAACAUAGCCUUCUCGAGAGCUUUCUCCCUUUUGACCUUGACGCUACUUUCACUUCGGCAAUAACACUCCUGAUGGCGGCAGCAGUAGAUCCCUCCUUGGUCAAGGACUGCUCCCUUUGGUUGCUGCGCUCCCACGCAGUUUUUGACGAGAUGAUAUCUCGGGGCAACCAAGUUGCUAAGUUGAUCAAAUCUGAGCUCCAACAACUUGAAAGCAUCCUCAAUCGACUCUCCGCGAAUGAGGAGAACCAACCGGUCACCUUUGGGCGUCGUUCGAGCCUUCGUGGCUUCCCGCCACAUGAUGACCGUUGUCCUCGCACCUCCACAGGUCAACCGUCACUGGGACCACUGGCCCCUCCGCCUUACACAGCUUCUUCGCAGCCAAAUAAUAAUGACAUCUCCAUGGACGAACUGAAUUGGCAGGAUGGGAUCACGGCAGAGCAGCUUUUGAACUUCGCAGACUCAAUGGAUCUCAGUGCUUUGGACUGGUUGCCUUCAGAAACUGGGCAAUGA
Molecule: messenger RNA, 1731 nt
Organism: Fonsecaea erecta
Lineage: Eukaryota; Fungi; Ascomycota; Eurotiomycetes; Chaetothyriales; Herpotrichiellaceae
Exons: 6
Coding region: 1-1731 (576 amino acids)
Biological process (GO): DNA-templated transcription; positive regulation of transcription by RNA polymerase II
Cellular component (GO): nucleus
Molecular function (GO): zinc ion binding; sequence-specific DNA binding
Source: RefSeq, a predicted model, not a curated record